UAAUCACAGAAGCAGUCAACACGUUCAAUCGUCGCAUCGUGAGCUUAGGUCAUAGCGUGCAUGAAGAAGUGCGAAGUGCUGCGUAAUUUCUAUCUGGGGGUAUAAAUGGUAUAAUAUUGAAUAUGGAAUAUUGUGCAUUGUUAACGGAGUGGGGGUUUUCGGACCUAGUUCAUAGUUUCGUUGGAGCUAUUUUCGAACAAGGCACCGAUGACGUCCAAACUGCUUUCAAAUUCGCCAUGUUGCAGCACAACCAGAACGUUUCAAGUAGAAAAUUCGAGUUUCAAGCAUACGUUGACGUUAUAAAUACCGCAGAUGCAUUCAAACUGUCCAGAUUGAUUUGCACUCAAUUUUCGAGAGGAGUUUUUUCAAUGUUGGGGGCAGUUUCUCCAGAUUCUUUCGACACGCUUCAUUCGUACAGUAAUACAUUUCAAAUGCCAUUUGUAACGCCAUGGUUUCCAGAGAAGGUUCUAGCUCCAUCGUCUGGGUUUAUGGACUAUGCGGUGUCCAUGAGACCGGAAUACCAUAAGGCUAUUAUUGAUACUGUAAAAUACUACGGAUGGAGACAGAUAAUCUAUCUGUAUGAUUCAAAUGAUGUCUUAAUCUACAUUAAAUAUUGGUUCCAAGCUCCAUCCGCUUGUUCAGCCCCAAGAAACGACUUAGAACUCCUUAAAGAUUUAAAGAAAAAUGAGGAUGUAACCCCUGUCAUAGCUAGAAAAGCAAUAAAUAAAGUAUGUGGCCAUUUAUGGUAUGUCUCAGAGGAACUUAUCGUCUUAUCAUUUUUUGACGACAAAGUGGGAAAUGAAACUAAGAAGAAAAUGGUGGAAGCUCUAAAGAAAGAAGGAGCUGAUUUUUGCCCGAAAAGAAUUAAUGUAGACAUUGAAAACAUUGUUAAUAAAAAUCUAGACGAUUUUGUCACUAGCCUUCUCAGACUCCAACAGAUUUACCAAGGAUUAACACCGGGCAGUGAAAUUUUUCAAGUCCAAACGGUUAGAAGAAUAAAUAAUGUGAGCGAAGCUCUGGUGUUCCUGCGAGGAAUAGAAGAGCAGUCAAGGUGGACCAAUAAAUACGUGGUUCUAGAUUGUUCGACAGAAACUGCCAAAGAAAUCGUCGUUAGCCAUGUUAGGGAUAUAUCAUUGGGAAGAAGAAAUUACCAUUAUCUGCUUUCGGGAUUGAUAUCUAACAAAGAAACCAUAAUAUGUCCCCUGUUGGUCCUUGCUAUGGGCAUUGAUACUGUUUGUCACAGACAGCUACUGGAAUCCUUGGAAUAG
This is a messenger RNA of Psylliodes chrysocephalus, 1268 nucleotides long. NCBI's taxonomy places the organism in Eukaryota, Metazoa, Arthropoda, Insecta, Coleoptera, Chrysomelidae. The record is from the annotation of a GenBank genome assembly.